This is a messenger RNA of Pyrus x bretschneideri (Chinese white pear), 2568 nucleotides long. RefSeq names its product pentatricopeptide repeat-containing protein At1g10910, chloroplastic. The record is from RefSeq and is a predicted model, not a curated record. NCBI's taxonomy places the organism in Eukaryota, Viridiplantae, Streptophyta, Magnoliopsida, Rosales, Rosaceae. Gene Ontology annotation, molecular function: protein binding. The transcript is spliced from 11 exons. Bases 95 to 2089 code for a protein of 664 amino acids.
UCCCUUGGAAAAAUCCCAACUCAGACAAACUCUACACUCGUCCCUUCAAUUCAAUUUCCAUUUCCAUUUCCAUCAGUUCAUCAAAAAGUGAAAAAUGGAGGUGACGUCGGUACAGGGCGUCGCCGGCGGUGUCCAGCACGUCCUCUGCGGCCCCUCAUCGCCCAUUUCUUCUCUUUCCAUUCUCUCUCCGACUCUAUGGAGGAGCGCAAGAGCCAAGAAUUCUCAUCUCUGUUGUGUCACAACUCGUGUCGCGGAGGCUCCCAACAAUGGCAGUAACAGUGCCCCGAAGCGCCACUCCAAGCACUACUUAGCCAGACAAUCUGCAAUUGUUCAAGUCCAAGACUCCUCCGACUUGGGCUCCGCUCUCACAAGAUUAGGUAGGAGUUUGACGGUUCAAGACUUGAAUGCCAUUAUACGCCAUUUGGGGACGAAGAAAAGAUGGCAUGAUCUUUCCCAGCUCUUUGAAUGGAUGCUACAGAAUGAAAAAGUCAGUGCAUCAUCCUAUAGCAGCUAUAUAAAGUUCAUGGGAAAGAGCCUCAAUCCUGUGAAAGCAUUAGAAAUAUACAAUAACAUUCAAGAUGAAUCAACCAAAAAGAAUGUUCACAUAUGCAAUUCUGUUCUUGGUAGUCUGAUCAGGAGUGGCAAGUUUGAUGUCAGCUUUAAGUUAUUUGACCAGAUGAAGCAGAAUGGUUUAACGCCAGAUGCUGUCACAUAUAGUACGCUGCUUGCAGGUUGCAGCAAACUCAAAAAUGGUUAUAAUAAGGCAUUAGAAUUUGUUCAAGAAUUGCAGCGUAAUGAGCUGCAGAUGGACAGUGUAAUUUAUGGUACACUUUUAGCUGUCUGUGCAUCUAAUAAUAAAUUGGAGGAAGCUGAAGGUUAUUUUAAGAAGAUGAAGGAUGAGGGUCAUUCACCAAAUGUCUACCACUACAGCUCUUUGCUUAAUGCGUACUCUAUGAGAGGGAACUACAAGGAGGCUGAUGCUUUGGUUCAAGAUAUGAAAUCUGCAGGGUUAGUACCAAAUAAGGUUAUUUUGACAACUUUAUUGAAGGUUUAUGUCAGAGGGGGGCUGUUCGAAAAAUCAAGAGAGCUAUUAGGUGAACUGGAAGCUUUGGGUUAUGCUGAAGAAGAGAUGCCGUACUGUUUAUUGAUGGAUGCCCUUGCUAAGGCUGGGCGUAUACAUGAAGCUAAGUUGGUUUUUCAUGAAAUGAAGGAGAAGUCCGUUCGAUCAGAUGGCUAUUCUUACAGCAUCAUGAUCUCAGCUUUCUGCCGAGGUGGGCUUCUGGAAGAUGCAAAGCAGCUGGCUAAGGAUUUUGAAGGAACCCAUGAUAGAUAUGAUUUAGUUAUGUUGAAUACAAUGAUCUGUGCCUAUUGCAGAGCAGGCGAUAUGGAUAGUGUUAUGGAAAUGAUGAGAAAAAUGGAUGAAUUAAAAAUCACUCCUGAUUAUAAUACCUUCCAUAUCCUCAUAAAAUACUUCUGUAAGGAGAAGUUAUACCUGCUUGCUUAUCAGACCAUGGAGGACAUGCACAAGAAGGGCCACCAACCAGAUGAGGAGUUGUGUUCCUCCUUAAUGUUUCUUCUUGGUAAGAUAAGAGCAUAUUCAGAAGCAUACUCUGUUUACAAUAUGCUGAGAUAUAGCAAGCGGACAAUGUGCAAGGCCCUUCAUGAGAAGAUUCUGCACAUUCUAGUAGCAGGACAGCUUCUCAGAGAUGCGUAUGUAGUAGUCAAGGACAAUGCAGGGUUAAUUUCUAAGCCUGCUAUUAAAAAGUUUGCAACUGCCUUUAUGAAGUUGGGAAACAUCAACUUGAUAAAUGAUGUUUUGAAGGCAGUUGAUGCUUCUGGCUGCAAGAUAGAUCAGGGACUAUUUCAGAUGGCCAUAUCUCGCUAUGUUUCACUCCCUGAGAAGAAGGACAUGCUUUUUCAAAUGCUACAGUGGAUGCCAGGACAAGGUUAUGUUGCUGAUUCAGCUACAAGAAACCUGAUACUGAAAAGCUCUGACUUGUUUGGUCGCCAACAGAUUGCGGAGAUACUCUCAAAGCAGCAUAUGAUUUCAAAAGCUUCAAAAUCUCGCGAGAAGGAGAAAAGAGUUUGAAAUCUGUGGAAAUUCCAGUAAAGCUUUGACUAUCUACUAUGCCGUCAACCACUGGCCUUCCACCAGCAUCUAUACAGAAACGCUGAAGAGCCCUAUUGAAAUUCGGCGCGUAAGUUCUCUUCUGCCUUGGUAAAAACAAUAGUUUCUUGCGGAUCACUGACCAUCCAUAUGGACCAUAUCGCAGCUGCUCGGAAUAUGGUAGGACAAGUGGCCCCAAGUUGGAUGUGUUAGUUGUUAAAACUUUGGUGGCCGCAUGUACAAGAGCCCUUGACAAUUUGAAACCUCUGCAAGUCCAGCUUCUUCUGGUUGCUGGAAGACAGAUUGGUAUGCUUCGUCAUUCGAACAAAUGUGUGUUCGGACAAGAUGCUGGAGCUUGUACUCCGCUAUUUUCUUGUCCUGCUUCCGAUUGUAUGUCAGUUAAAUGCGACAAUUAUCUCAAAUAAACUCGUUACAAUUUUAACAGAAGAUAUGAUUUUACU